GUGGAAGCGGGCGGUGCCGUCCGUCUACUUCCGGUGUGUUCGAACCUCUCACCAGAAGGCAGACAAGCGCUGAAGAAUGGAGAUGCUAACAUGAAACAUUACUAACAAGUAUCACCGAGAACCUCGUCUCAAGACUCAGUCAAACAUCGCUACCACCCUCCUCCAAACGACAAAUACACUCGCCGUGCGCAUAUGUGUGUGUCCUUUGCAUCUGGAUUUAUCUCAACCAAGGGUGACCACUUUCUACCCUCCCGUGACAAAUGUUGAGGCCAGUGUGAGGACAGAGGAGAAGGUCCAAAUCAGCCUUUGUCUCAUGAGUGUGUGUGUGCCAUCCAGGCACUGCCAGUAACCAGGGCUGUGGCUGUCGUGGGCCCGGCCCAGGGGGCCUUUGUACACGUCACUCCAGGCCCCCAUUGACCUGUGCCACUCACAGCAUGGAUUCACAGAGGGACAAAUAUGGCGAACGGCCUGCCAGGAGCACUAAGGUUUCCCAGGGAAGUCGCAGUGGGCACUCGUCUCGACCGUCGGGCUCCUCAAGCUCUUCUGGGGUUCUCAUGGUGGGCCCAAAUUUUCGUGUUGGCAAGAAGAUUGGCUGUGGAAACUUUGGUGAACUGAAGCUGGGUAAAAAUCUCUACACCAAUGAGUAUGUAGCCAUUAAACUGGAACCGGUGAAGUCAAGGGCACCGCAGUUGCAUUUAGAGUACCGGUUCUACAAAACCCUUGGAACUACAGCUGAAGGUGUGCCCCAAGUUUUUUACUUUGGGCCCUGUGGGAAAUACAAUGCCAUGGUUCUGGAACUGUUGGGGCCAAGUCUGGAGGACCUCUUUGACCUCUGUGACAGGACCUUUUCAUUGAAGACAGUCCUAAUGAUUGCAAUCCAGUUGAUAUCGCGAAUGGAAUAUGUGCAUUCUAAAAACCUCAUCUAUAGAGAUGUAAAACCUGAAAACUUUCUCAUCGGACGGCAAGGAAAUAAAAAGGAACACAUCAUCCACAUCAUUGACUUUGGCCUGGCCAAAGAGUACAUCGACCCUGAGACCAAAAAACACAUUCCAUACCGAGAACAUAAGAGCCUGACUGGCACUGCCCGCUACAUGUCCAUCAACACACAUCUGGGCAAAGAGCAAAGCCGACGAGAUGACCUGGAGGCCUUAGGUCACAUGUUCAUGUAUUUCCUUCGGGGGAGUUUGCCAUGGCAAGGACUAAAGGCCGACACACUGAAAGAACGAUACCAGAAGAUCGGAGACACUAAACGAAACACUCCCAUUGAGGUUUUAUGUGAGAACUUCCCAGAGGAGAUGGCCACCUACCUGCGAUAUGUAAGACGAUUGGACUUUUUUGAAAAGCCUGACUAUGAAUAUUUGAGGACUUUAUUCACUGAACUGUUUGAGCGCAAAGGAUACACCUUUGACUACACAUACGACUGGGUUGGCAGGCAGAUUCCCACACCGGUGGGAUCCGUCCAUAUAGACUCUGGGGCGUCUGCAGUCACAAGAGAAAGCCAUCCUCACAGAGACCGGACCUCAGCACACCCACCAAUAAGAAAUCAGACAGCAGUCUCUGAUCGACGAGGAGCAUGGGAGGUGCAGCCCACUCGCCAAGCAAACUCCUCCUAUCUGACCUCCCACCUGGCAGCGGACAGGCACGGGGGCUCAGUGCAGGUGGUCAGCUCAACCAACGGCGAGCUGAAUGCUGACGAUCCACUUGCAGCACAUUCUAAUGCACCGAUCACCGCCCAGGCAGAGGUGGAAGUGGUGGACGAGGCCAACUGCGUGAAAAUGCUCAACCUGUGGUGCUGCUGCUUCUUCAAGCGAAAACGGAAGAAGAACACACCGCGACACAAAUGAUCAUCCAGAAGCAGCCCGAAACAUUCUGGCUCCGUUGAUUUUUGCCCACAGAAAUCUGCGAGGUUCCAUUCAGAAUACAAGUGAGCGAAAACUGAGGUCUGGAUUCCAGUCUUCUCUGAAAGGACCGUUUUGUUUCUUUUUUAACUUUGAAGAUUUCUCAUUUGACGGGAGUACGUUUUUUUUUUUUUCCUCCAGGAUGAGGGGGUGAAAAUUUAGUUGGAACUUUUCCAGAGGAUAAAUUUUUGGGGGUAAACCCCACCCUCCAAGAUGCUUUUUGGUUGUUUUUUUAUCCUUUUGGCAUCCCCCCCACUGUGGUUUAUGAUUGUUUCUUUUGACUCGCUAAGUCAUCUUUUCAUUUCCCCGUCGUUGAGUUUUUGGGUAUUCCUGACGUGGGACUGAAUGUAAACUGUUGACACACGAGGAGCCAGGAGCGUAAUCGGCCUACAUGGGCUCCUGCACUUUCUGCCUCCAAAGAGACGAGCCGUGGGACCAGAGAGCACAGGAGGCCACACCCACACACCUCCUGCACUGUGUUCUCACAGGAGGAUUUCUAACCCUCGCUCCCCCCCUCUCGACACACUACAAUCCCUCCAGACUCUUGUCCUCUUUCAUUCUACGAACUGAACACUUGUAGUUGGGCUGAAAGAAGAAAGUAUUUAUGAUAUUUAUCUCUUGGUUGCAACCAGUUUUCUUACUAAUUCUCCAACAUACACACUGAAUGUAUGGACAGAAAAGUAAAUGACUCUGGAGCAUUUAUAUCAUUUGUCCUGUGCAUGGUAAGGAAAGAGUCGGAGUCGAUGUGGGGCAAUGCUCUUAUUGAGACGGUAAAUAAUCGACUCUCCACCAGUAGUUGCUUUGGAGCGUAGACAAACUCCUUAGCUCGUCAACACUACUGUUCACUGCCUUAACCCCAAACAACCACCUCACUCUACUGGCAUAAAGAAGGCUUUGUGAUAGCGACAGUUGGAGGGGGUUAAGAGAUAACAAUACAAAAGCCCAAAGUUGUGGACUGUGUGCAACUCUGUGAUGAAACGGAAGGUCCAGUCUGAAGCCCCGCACUGCAAAGCAUUGCUUGAUGAUGCUGACUGUUGUCGACAUUGUGUUGGCAUCGUGCCCAUGUGGUUAAGUGUUUUUACUUGGUGUCACGGAGGGCUGCCUUGAAACAAUAUCCUCAGUACGUCACCUUGCCUAUCCUCCUAACACAGUGAAUUCCUUUUUAUUUUUUUAUUUGACGUCUUGCUAAUGUGAACUUUUUUUGAAAUGCAAUGUGUUUGUUCAAUCCAAAUAGCCAUGGCUUUAAGGGGAAGGAGAGGGUAGCAACAUGUGAAAAGAAGCUUGAGACCAUGACUGCACUACAUUUGUUGACCCCGGCUUUCCCGCCUUGUUGAUACUUUAAAUGUGCUUUUACUUUAAGUGUGUCUGCUUCAUGUGCCAGGCGUCCCCCGUGGGGUGCAGGGAAAACACUUUCAUUUUCUCCUUGUUUAGUACCAUGCCCUGGCCCUGCUCCACACACACACACACACACAAGCAUGCACACGUACAGUAGGUGAAUCCACACGCUCACUGGAGGGUCAGACGUGGCGUUUAGUGGACCUGCGCCCUCAUCUUUCCGAAUACAAUAUUGUAGAUGUCGCUAACUAUUUCACUGAUUCCAUAUGCGUGUUGCGUGUAUUUACACUGUAUAGCUUUUGGUUUGUUCUUAGCCCUCCUCACUACUCUCAUGAGUAACUCCAGGGCCUAAGUUGUGUUAUUGAAAGUACUUGAAUAUGAACAUCUACGGGACCUUUUUUAAUCGUUUCAGCCAUCAUUAUUACAGUCCUUGAGGGGAAUGGUGGGGGCGGGGGGAAGGCUAUUUGAAUGACAGGUAUUCAUUCCUUUGGGGACAUCUUUGUGCGUCCUGACUGUACCGGACAAGUGAUGUUUGUCAGCCCUACGUUCCUGUUGUCUCCGAGGUCGGAGACGGGCUGUGACAUGAGGUCUGAGUGACAGCAUGACCGUGUCAUUCCGGCUCCCUAUUAGUGAGGUGGAUAUCCAGACUAAAUAGCCUUUAAUGUGUCCCCUGAAUUCCCAGAGUGCCAUUCCUGAGACUACUACAAGUCCAUGCCUUUGACCCGUGCCAGGAAAAGUUGAAUGUUUUUUAUUUUUGUUGGCCAUCUCAUUCCACCUCAUGUCCUUGACGUCGUCUAGAAAAAUCACAGCACACAUUGGUUGAAUUCAGUACCAGGAAGUGUUGGAGGAGAGCCAGGAAAAGUGUUCACAUCUCCAAAAGUAAACUUUGCAGCUUUUUAUCUUUGCACCCGCUUCUUCCUUUAAGGGUGUGCUGUAAAGUUGACGGCUGGUAUACCUCUUAUACUUCUUUAUUUUCUGUGCACCUGUGGGCCUCCCGCAGUGCGACUAUAUGGUUAGUGCGUAUGUGCAUGGCUUACCCCAGUCUCCCGUGGAACAUGUCUAUUGUCGGCUCUGUGAGACGUUAUGGCUUCCAGUCCUCAUGUAAAAUAUGGAGAGAAAAAAACCCAACAUCGUUCCAUUCCACUUCUACUAGAGCUCACAUUAGAUUUAGUUCUGUUGGACUUCAGGUUGUAUGUGACAUCCAGAGCUGAGGACAGUUCAAGUGGCAAUGAAUGGCUUUUGUCCUUUUUGAGUUCUCUGGCACUUUUCCUUGUUGCUGUACUGUAGAAUUACCUUGGACUUACUGUAUAUUUUUCUUUGAAGAAGAGGGUGACAUUUACUGCAAUAUUGUGAUGCUUAUUUGAAAAUUGUACAGACUUCCCCAUCGUAGUCUCUGUUCUUUCUGUUGGGAUUCCAUAUAAAGCCGUACUCUAUUUUUAUCUCUUUUUUUGUCCCCUUACAGACUGUGGAAAAUGAAAUUGUACAGCUCCAGGAAUGAAUUCUCCUCUGCACAAUUCUUUCUUCCCCCCCCCCAGAGCUAUGAUUAAGAGAAAUCUUAAAACUGUAUAUAAAUAUUGUGUUGAAAUAUGAAUGUCAACUUCAAAAAUGUAUUUUUUUGAGUUAGUCAAGGGCUUCAAGCGUGAAGGACCCACAUUUCAAGUUUUUAUUUUCAUAUUUUUUUUAACUUGAUGAAAAGGAUCCUUUUUAAUCUGAGUUGCCUGUUUUUGCCCUCAUUGGAUUCAUGUUAUAUGAUACGUCACAUGAAAAAUCACUUUUUAUUCCCUCCAUGCCUAAAGGGAAGUCCAGUUUGCACCCUUUUUUAUGUAAAAUAAAAGAUCUCUUCACCUUUUGGGAGUGUUUUUUGUGUGUGCGAGCGCGUGUAAUUAGCAUCUUAUCACCUCUGAUAUCAUUAUACACU
This is a messenger RNA of Dunckerocampus dactyliophorus (ringed pipefish), 5151 nucleotides long. It is a transcript of the gene csnk1g1, whose product is annotated as casein kinase 1, gamma 1. Gene Ontology annotation, biological process: positive regulation of canonical Wnt signaling pathway; endocytosis; signal transduction. Gene Ontology annotation, molecular function: protein serine/threonine kinase activity; ATP binding. The record is from RefSeq and is a predicted model, not a curated record. The coding region runs from base 435 to 1844 and encodes 469 amino acids. Gene Ontology annotation, cellular component: cytoplasm; plasma membrane; nucleus. Lineage: Eukaryota; Metazoa; Chordata; Actinopteri; Syngnathiformes; Syngnathidae. The transcript is spliced from 14 exons.